This is a messenger RNA of Rodentolepis nana, 471 nucleotides long. The record is from the annotation of a GenBank genome assembly. NCBI's taxonomy places the organism in Eukaryota, Metazoa, Platyhelminthes, Cestoda, Cyclophyllidea, Hymenolepididae.
AUGUUCUCUGAGUACUGCUCUGAGCCUUUCACAGCUGAACAAGUUGAAAUUGUAAGCUGGGAUGGUAGUCAUACUUUUUAUCCUCGUCUGCAACAGCGAACCAUGAUGGUUAGUGUCGAUUAUCUCAACAGCGUAGCUGGCACCAAUUGCAGCGGGGAGCAAAUAACUGAACUCCUCACUCAAAUGAGUCUCACUAGCAGUAUUGCAGAUACGGGUGUCACCAUCUCACCCGAUAAAGCUUUCGGAACAGGGUGUGCAUUGUCGGUUUGUGUUCCACCAACACGGCACGAUGUUCUGCACGCUUGUGAUAUUGCCGAAGAUUUGGCCAUCGCAUACGGCUACAAUAAUAUCGAGGAGAAACUGCCUACCACCUUCACUAUGGCUGAAGAGGAGCCACUCAAUCGCCUCACCGAUAUGGUUCGAAAUGAAAUCGCUCUCUGUGGAUUCACGGAGGCGCUCACUUUCUCCUUG